Cylindrotheca closterium is the source of this 693-nucleotide messenger RNA. Lineage: Eukaryota; Bacillariophyta; Bacillariophyceae; Bacillariales; Bacillariaceae. The record is from the annotation of a GenBank genome assembly.
AUGGUACAAGCAACUCUUGGCGACUCUGGUGUGUUGGUAGACAAUCCUAACAACAACCCAGAUGAUGGAGUGGACAAUGAAAUGUCCUCUUCAGGAGUUUUGGUGGAAGAGCCCUCUCCCACGAGCAAACGGCGUAUUGUCAAGGCUUCCACUCCUACUGCUACCUCCAACGACACACAAGAAGAAGAUGAUGAAGAUGAUCUAGUUACGGGAGAUCAAUCCGAUCCAGUCACGAUUAUAUCCUCCUUCAACGAUGAAGAAUUGUUGCAAGAUUCCAUUGAACAUUCUCGUCAGAAGCGAAUGCAACAAUUGGCGGCCGAUCAGCGAUCCAAACGAUCUUCCAAGCAAGCUAAGGGACGAUUGUCAAAGUCAAGUAACAAAACCCAAGCCAAUCCCUUUUCACGAUUCCUCACGGCCUUUUCGGUCGAUACCAAAUAUCCACAUCACAAGAGAUCCUACGACGAAUCAUCGGACAACGACGAUGAAGAGGAAAAAAAACCAUCCAAACAUGCUCGAUACGAUGACGAUGCGGAUGAUAGUGACGACGAUGAAUCAUCUUCGGACACCACCAGUCCUACCAUGACGCUGCUUUCCGAUAUUGCCGAAACGCUCAUGGAUAAUAUCGCGUUCAUGGCAGUCGGUGCUGCGGUGGCUUCUUUGGCGUUCAUGACUCUUGUUCGUAAAAAGGCUUAA